This is a messenger RNA of Microbotryum saponariae, 2579 nucleotides long. The record is from the annotation of a GenBank genome assembly. Lineage: Eukaryota; Fungi; Basidiomycota; Microbotryomycetes; Microbotryales; Microbotryaceae.
AUGCCUGGUCCCGACGGGCCCUGUGCCCCUUUCUGAGGUCGUUACCUCUCAGGCAUCGCGUCGCGUGCCUCCGUUCUCUGGUUCAGGGGUCGAAUCCCCCGCCGUUCGCGCCUCCUCACGUCCGCGUACGUGUAGAUGCCCGGUCCCGACGGACCGGAGGGGCGUUGCCACUUCCUGCACAGCCGAGGGCUGACGUGCUGGAUUUGGACCCGGUCUCGACGGGCCCUGUGGCCCUUUCUGAGGUCGUCACCUCUCAGGCAUCGCGUCGUGUGCCUCCGUUCUCUCGUUCAGGGGUCGAAUCCCCCGCCGUUCGCGCUUCCUCACGUCCGCACCCGCUAUUCUUUCACGUCGGGUCCGCAUGACCGAGUUGGCGCGUCUGUAUCACCAUUCUUUCCCUCUUCUCGUGCCGUGCCGUCUCUUCCGCCCCGUUCCGAUGUACCAACAACCUCCUCGGGUUCCGCUACCAUGCCGGGCUUUCCUACUUCGCCUUCGAUUCCACCGUCUUUCUCGACUCCGUCUCCGAUUCUCGCUCCCGGCUCGCCUCGAAUUUGGCCCUCACCGCACGCUCAAUACUCGUUUCCCGUACGAUUCGAACCGCUUUCUGUGGCCCUUUCUGAGGUCGUUACCUCUCAGGCAUCGCGUCCGUUCUCUGGUUCAGGGGUCGAAUCCCCCACCGUUCGCGCUUCCCCACGUCCGCGUACGUGUAGAUGCCCGGUCCCGACGGACCGGCUGGGCGUUGCCCCUUCCUGCGCAGCCGAGGGCUGACGUGCUGGAUUUGAAUUUCCAGACCCGCUAACCGCUGCUUCGGCGGACUCUGCGAGCAUCGCCGAACUGCCCAUCCACGGGGUGGGCAGGGUUCCACUCGAACCUGUCGCGGCCGGCAGCAAAGGAGACGUCCCGUUCGUGCUUUCAAUGCCGCGCCGGGCUCGUCGCCAGCGCCCGAAACUUCCGCUCGCAUGCGAAUCAUGGCUCGCGAAGUCGACUCGUUCCAUGAUGCGAUGUACAAGAUUGUUACGCCGCUCGAUGCUGGUGCGUUCGAAUCCAACAUUAAGGCACUCGCAAAGGUCGCGCACGUCGCGCCGUACCUGGCCGCUAUACCGAAGCAGAUCCGAGAGGGCUUGAUUUCGGCAUCAAGGACCCUCCGUCGGAGCGUCACAUCGCGAAGAACGCACCGCUCAGUGAGGAGCAACAACUGGUCAUGGACGGCGAGAUGGAGCGCAUGCUCGAUCUCGGGUACAUCGCGGGCCCGUAUGACAAGGACGAGCUCGAGGCCGCGGUCGGUCCUUUCCGCACGAAUCCGAUCAGCUAUGUGCCGAAGUCAGUAGCGCCCGGAAUGCCGGUCUUACCCGAAGGCGAAACCGAUCGUUCGAACCACAGACCUUGACGAAGCGAAUCAUCCGUCGACGAGCGGGCAUGGACCGUCGCAACGGAAUGCUUCGUCUAGCCGUCCGAAACUCGUUUCCAUUAAUGACGACCUGAAAUCUGCGGAUUUUCCUUGCCGUUGGACGACCUUGCCCAUGUUGUACCGCAAGUUCCGCGAGCUUCCCUUGACGGCGGAAGUCUGCGGUUGGGAUUUCGCCGAUGCGUUCUACCAGCUCCCUUUGCGAUGGGACCAGCGAUCGAGCAUGUGCAUCUUGUGGCGCGGCCUCAUCUUCGUACGACGAGUCCCAUGCUUCGGUGGCAGGACUACUCCCAGUGUCUUUGGGAACGUUGCGGACCUGACCCAAGACUUGGUCGAAUGGAAGUUCCCCGGCAUGUCAAUCUUCAAGAUGGUUGACGAUGUUUGCGCGGUCCGAACGUCGGAUGCCAUAUCGCAAGAAGCCAUUCUUCAUUUCGUACGAUCCCUCGGCUGGCGCCUCGCGGAGCAGAAAGGAUUCACGUGGACGUGUCAGUUUGUCCACGUCGGGAUUGACUGGGAUUUGGUUCUAAUGACUGCGAGGGUCACCGAUCAGAAGCGGAUGCGCUACAUCGACGCCUUGGUGAAAGGUAGCUGCGCCGAUCAGAAGGAACGCUCGGAGGUCGAGUCGGUCACUGGGUCGUUGGGGUAUGUCGCCUACAUCCUACCUGCAUUACGGACCCAUCUCAACUGUCUAUACAGACAGUGUAUCGCGCACGGGGACCGGAAGGCGGUAUCGCGGGCGCGUCGCCUGGACCGUCGCACGUACGAUCAACUCGAAUACUGGAGAAGGUCCCUCUCGUCGGAAGGCCCAUUCUCCACGUCGUUCGAGGCCCUCCCGAUCCCAUCGAAGCUUGCGCUAGCGUGGGAUGCCUGUAUGCACGGACUAGGCAUCGUCAUCAACGGAUACUCCGCGUACUUCGCUCUCCCCGAGGGGUGGACGGAUCUGCCACCGCCUCGACACUCGGUCUCGAUCACGAACGCAGAGCCGUGGGCGGUCGAGGCGCUGGCCGAGGCUGCGUUACGAAUGUCUAAAGACGAUAGACAUUUCGUUCUACAAUGCGACAACACCGGGGUUGUGCUUGGAUGGAGGAAAGGGCAUUCGAUGAAUCCCUUGUUGAACUCGUCGCUUUCAAACCUGCGCAGCCUUGAGGAAACUCGAGGUGUGAAGUGGUCGAUUUAA